Molecule: messenger RNA, 1681 nt
Organism: Haliotis rubra (blacklip abalone)
Lineage: Eukaryota; Metazoa; Mollusca; Gastropoda; Lepetellida; Haliotidae
Product: nudC domain-containing protein 2-like
Exons: 5
Coding region: 113-577 (154 amino acids)
Biological process (GO): protein folding
Cellular component (GO): cytoplasm
Source: RefSeq, a predicted model, not a curated record
CAUUUAUUAUAUUUCGUUUAUCAGAAACCAUAGUCACAAACAUGAAUAUUGUUCUGACGUCGCGGUGUCAUUUACGACAUAUUUGUUUUCCUUCAAAUGCAGAAGAUUCAAGAUGUCGGACUUCGACGACAAGAGCGGUGUCGUUGCAUGUAAAACGCCAUGGGGCGAGUGGUGGCAGACAAUCGAAGAAGUGUUUAUAGAAGUUGACGUUCCCAAAGACACAAAGUCAAAAGAGAUCAAGUGUGAAAUUAAGCCAAACUGUAUUCGUGUUGUAGUGAAAGAAAAGACGAUCAUUGAUGGUUGCUUGUUUGAGACUGUAAAAGCUGAUGAUUCUCUGUGGACUUUGGAGGACAGGAAGUUGAUGAGGAUUUGCCUGCUGAAAUGCCACGCGACUGCAGCACACUGUUGGAAGUCCCUCAUCCGAGGCCAGGAUGAAGUGGACCCAAUGACACUGAGUGAGAUGGAGAAGAAGCUCACCCUGCAGCGCUUUCAGAUGGAGAAUCCAGGAUUUGACUUCAGUGGGGCCGACGUAACAGGCAACUAUUCAGGUGGAGGACCUCAGCUGUCUGCAUCGUGACACAAUGGUUUCAUCAUAAAGACAGGUGUGACCGUAGCUGUCUGCAUCAUGACACAAGGGUUUCAUCAUAAAGACAGGUGUGACUGUAGCUGUCUGCAUCAUGACACAAUGGUUUCAUCAUAAAGACAGGUGUGACUGUAGCUGUCUGCAUCAUGACACAAUGGUUUCAUCAUAAAGACAGGUGUGACCGUAGCUGUCUGCAUCAUGUCACAAGGGUUUCAUCAUAAAGACAGGUGUGACUGUAGCUGUCUGCAUCACGACACAAGGGUUUCAUCAUAAAGACAGGUGUGACUGUAGCUGUCUGCAUCAUGACACAAGGGUUUCAUCAUAAAGACAGGUGUGACGGUAGCGGUGUGCAUCAUGACAUAAGGGUGUCAUCAAAGAGACAGGUGUGACUGUAGCUGUCUGCAUCACGACACAAGGGUUUCAUCAUAAAGACAGGUGUGACUGUAGCUGUCUGCAUCAUGACACAAGGGUUUCAUCAUAAAGACAGGUGUGACGGUAGUGGUGUGCAUCAUGACAUAAGGGUUUCAUCAAAGAGACAGGUGUGACUGUAUCUGUCUCCAUCGUGACACAAGGGUUUCAUCAAAGAGACAGAUGUGACUGUAUCUAUCUCCUUCGUGACACAAGGGUUUCAUCAUGAAGACAGUUGUGACUGUAUCUGUCUCCAUCAUGACACAAGGGUUUCAUCAAAAAGACAAGUGUGACUGAAAAUGUCUGCAUAGUGAACCAGUUUUCAUCAUAAAGACAGGUUUUCAUCAAGAACAUAAUAUAUAGAUUUCUCACCAGUAACAGUAAAACCAAACUGUCAUUUCAUCCUCUUGCUGUGUUGGGAGACUGUGCCUCAGGGAGUGCUAUUGCUAUCAGUGUGUUAUUUGAACAGGUUUACUUCAUUCAGGCCAGACUACAUGUAUAUUUAGUGAAGCCUUAAGAAUGAAGAGAACCCUUUCAACAAAUUUGUGUUUUCAUGUCAGUAUUUUUAUAUCAAAUUAUCCAUUAUGACUGUGUGAAUCAUAUCAAGAUAGUCAACCCUUUAAAAUCCCCUGUACUUGUUAUAGGAAUAUACAUACUAAUUUUUACUUUGUCAUAAAACUAAGAUCAUAA